Kazachstania africana CBS 2517 is the source of this 777-nucleotide messenger RNA. RefSeq names its product mitochondrial 54S ribosomal protein mL46 (gene MRPL17). The record is from RefSeq and is a predicted model, not a curated record. NCBI's taxonomy places the organism in Eukaryota, Fungi, Ascomycota, Saccharomycetes, Saccharomycetales, Saccharomycetaceae. The transcript has a single exon. Gene Ontology annotation, molecular function: structural constituent of ribosome. Bases 1 to 777 code for a protein of 258 amino acids. Gene Ontology annotation, cellular component: mitochondrial large ribosomal subunit.
AUGAAUUCUAAGAUCCCACAGGAGGUUACUAUUCGAACCUCGUUACUUCUGUCUAGAAUUCCGAUAGUAGUGUCGAAGCCAACAAAAUUUGAGUCCUCGUACAGAGCUUACCAAUAUGAGUUAGAAAAAAGGCUAAUGUGGACUUUUCCAGCAUAUUAUUACUUCAAGAAGGGAACCCUAUCAGAGCACAAAUUUCUUUCCUUACAGAAGAAGCCCAUAAUCAAAAACCCCAAAGCUUGGUUUCCAAAAGGUGUACCAGAUAUUCGACAUAAUAGAGAUCGACGUAUGAAACAGGACGUAAUAUUGCCCCAAAAGGACAAUGAUAAAGAUGACUACCUGACGAGGCCAAUUGCAAAGAAUUCUAUAGAAACUGAGGACGAUUUACGAGCAAAUUAUAGUAGUCUCGAAAGAAAGUUGAGAAACAAUCUUUAUUUGCUUGUUAGGGAAAAGGAUACAGGCUCAUGGAAAUUACCGUCUUUCGAGGUUCUGAACUCUGAAGAUGGAGCAGGAUUACAUGAAAUUGCUGAGAAAGGUCUAAGAGAUAUUGGCGGUGUAAAUAUCAACACGUGGACGGUAUCAAAUAAGCCAGUUAGUGCAAUCACAAAUUCAAAGAAACAAACUGUUGAGUUUGUCAUCAAGUCACAUAUCUUAGCAGGUAAGUUCAACCUGAAAAAUUCUGAUAAAUUCACAGACUUUGCUUGGCUAACUAAAAUUGAAGCUAAGGAUAAAGUGGAUAAUGAUUACUAUGAAAAAAUAGAUCAUUUGUUGAGUGGUUAG